Molecule: messenger RNA, 725 nt
Organism: Miniopterus natalensis
Lineage: Eukaryota; Metazoa; Chordata; Mammalia; Chiroptera; Miniopteridae
Product: cell division control protein 42 homolog
Biological process (GO): small GTPase-mediated signal transduction
Molecular function (GO): GTP binding; GTPase activity
Source: RefSeq, a predicted model, not a curated record
GCUGAGGUCAUCAUCAGAUUUGAAAUAAUUUAAAGUGGAUAGAGAACUGUUUCAGCAAUGCAGACAAUUAAGUGCAUUGUUGUGGGUGAUGGUGCUGUUGGAAAAACAUGUCUCCUGACAUCCUACACAACAAACAAAUUUCCAUCUGAAUAUGUACGGACUGUUUUUUUGUUUUGCCCGACUGUUUUUGACAACUAUGCAGUGACAGUUAUGAUUGGUGGAGAGCCAUAUACUCUUGGACUUUUUGAUACUGCAGGGCAAGAGGAUUAUGACAGACUACGACUGCUGAGUUAUCUACAAACAGAUGCAUUUCUAGUCUGUUUUUCUGUGGUUUCUCCAUCCUCAUUUGAAAAUGUGAAAGAAAAGAGGGGGCCUGAGAUAAUUCACCAUUGUCCAAAGACUUCUUUCUUGCUUGUUGGAACCCAAAUUGAUCUCAGAGAUGACCCCUCUAUUGAGAAACUUGCCAAGAACAAACAGAAAUCUAUCAUUCCAGAGACUGCUGAAAAGCUGGCCUGUGACCUGAAGGCUGUCAAGUAUGUGGACACACACACAGAAAGGCCUAAAGAAUGUAUUUGAUGAAGCAAUAGUGGCUGCCCUGGAGCCUCCAGAACCGAAGAAGAGCCGCAGGUGUGUGCUGCUAUGAACAUCUCUCCAGAGCCCUUUCUGCACAGCUGGUGUCAGCAUUAUACUAAAAGCAAUGUUUAAAUCAAACUAAAGAUUAAAAA